Molecule: messenger RNA, 1521 nt
Organism: Macadamia integrifolia
Lineage: Eukaryota; Viridiplantae; Streptophyta; Magnoliopsida; Proteales; Proteaceae
Product: floricaula/leafy homolog
Exons: 3
Coding region: 96-1310 (404 amino acids)
Biological process (GO): regulation of DNA-templated transcription
Molecular function (GO): DNA binding
Source: RefSeq, a predicted model, not a curated record
UAUAGCAUAGGAGAUGAGCAGAUGAGUGUUGAGCUUCGAUAAGAAAGAGAGAGAGACAACUGUGUUUGAGAUAGAGAUAGCUGUUUGAAAGCUCUAUGGAUCCAGACGCCUUCUCGGCGAGUCUGUUCAAAUGGGACCCAAGAGGGGCGACUGCACCACCUCAACGGUUGCUGGAAGUGGUGGCUGCAACCCCGCCGACGUACUCCACAACCACAAGGCCGCUUAGGGAUAUAGGAGGGCUAGACGUGUUGUUCCAGGCGUACGGGGUCCGAUACUACACGGCAGCAAAAAUAGCGGAACUUGGAUUCACGGUGAACACACUGGUGGACAUGAAAGAGGAGGAACUCGACGAGAUGAUGAGUAGCCUCUCACAGAUCUUCCGUUGGGACCUCCUCGUCGGUGAGAGGUACGGCAUUAAGGCUGCCGUCAGGGCCGAGCGUCGACGCCUCUUACUCGAAGACGAAGAAUCCCGCAACCGUCGCCACCACCUCCUCCUACCACCCGACGCUACCAACGUCCCUCUAGAUGCUCUCUCGCAGGAAGGGUUAUCGGAGGAGCCAGUGCAACAAGAGAUGGAGGCGAUGGGGAGUGGUGGAGGAGGCGGCGCUACGUCAGUAUGGGAGGCAGCGGAGAGGAAUAAGCAGCAGAGACGAAAAAAGAGAGCGCCGUGGACGAAGAGGAGGAGUUGUAGUACUGGGGAGGAAGAAGAAGAGGAGGACGAGGUUGAAGGUGGGGAUGAUGAUGAAGAGAAAGUAAGAGUGGAGAGGCAGAGGGAGCAUCCGUUCAUUGUGACAGAACCAGGAGAGGUGGCACGGGGGAAGAAGAACGGAAUCGAUUAUCUCUUCCAUCUAUAUGAACAGUGCCGUGAUUUCUUGAUCCAUGUUCAGAAUAUCUCCAGGGAACGUGGUGAGAAAUGCCCUACCAAGGUGACGAACCAGGUGUUCAGAUAUGCGAAGAAGGCAGGAGCAAGCUACAUAAACAAGCCGAAAAUGAGGCACUACGUCCACUGCUACGCAUUGCAUUGCUUGGACGAAGAGGCAUCCAACGCACUGAGGAGAGCAUUCAAGGAAAAAGGAGAGAACGUGGGAGCUUGGAGGCAGGCUUGCUAUCAACCCCUCGUCGCCAUUGCAGCAAGCCAUGGUUGGGACAUCGACUCCAUCUUCAACUCUCACCCUCGCCUCUCCAUCUGGUACGUCCCCACCAAGCUUCGUCAGCUCUGCCAUGCUGACCGCAAUAUUGCUACUGCUACCUCUGCUGCAACUCUUGCUGGGGCUAGCCCUAACUGUACUGCUCACCACCCACCCUACUAAUCAUUGAUCAAGCUUGCCUUCUGUUACCUUCCUCCUCCUUUUGCAGUUGACACAAGCCCCCUAUUGGCCAAGUGUGUGUUUUGGCUUUGUCAGUUUGGUGGGAGUCUUCUAGUCUUUGAGGGUACCUGGCAAAAGUUAAGCAUAGAUUUGUAAGAUUUAUAUCUUAUAUAUGUUGCUGAUAUCUCAGGUACUAAUUGGUAACUUGGUUUCC